GACAUGACCGUCCGGAAGCCACACUAGCUUGCGUCCGCAGCUCCACGCGCCGGCACGACCUCCGCGAGCCCGCGCUUCGGACCGGGCCCCUCAUUAAAUGCCCGGCUCCUCGUCGACCUUGUGAGGCGAUCGCAGGGCUCGAUCGGGCUUGCCUCUGCCCCCCAAACAGUCAUAGCAAUGGCAACCUGCUCGAGAAUCCCCUUCGCCUUCCUCGUGGCGCUGCUGCUGCUUCUGUCGUCGUCGUCGACAGCCAGCGCGGAGGAGGAGGCGGUGCUGACGCUGGACGCCGGCAACUUCUCGGAGGUGGUGGCGGCGCACCAGUUCAUCGUCGUGGAGUUCUACGCCCCCUGGUGUGGCCACUGCAAGCAACUAGCUCCAGAGUACGAGAAGGCCGCGUCCAUCCUGAGCAAACAUGACCCACCAGUCGUUCUUGCCAAGGUCGACGCGAGCGAUGAGAAGAACAAGGACCUCAGCGGCAAGUACGAUGUGCAGGGGUUCCCCACCAUCAAGAUCUUGAGGAGCCAAGGCGACAAUGCGCAAGAGUACAAUGGCCCCAGGGACGCAGAUGGCAUAGUGGAGUACCUGAAGAAACAGGUCGGUCCGGCGUCUGUUGAGAUCAGGUCGGUGGAGGAUGCCACGGAUCUGAUCGGUGACAAGGGCGUGGUCGUUGUUGGAGUUUUCCCUGCGUUUGGUGGUAGCGAGUACGAUAAUUUCAUGGCCGUGGCCGAGGAAAUGAGAAAUGACUAUGACUUCCUCCACACAUUGGAUGGCAGUAUUCUUCCACGAGGUGACAAGGCUGUCAAAGGACCUGCUGUUCGGCUCUUUAAACCAUUCGAUGAGCUCUAUGCUGAUUCUCAGGAUUUUGACAAAGACACACUAGAAAAGUUUAUCGAAGUUUCUGGUUUCCCAACUGUAGUUACCUUUGACACUAAUCCAACAAACCACAAAUACCUCCUCAAAUACUUUGAGAAUGAUGGUACCAAAGCAAUGCUUUUCCUGAGCUUCGAUGAUGACAGGAUUGAGGCCUUUAAGAGUCAGUUUCAUGAAGCUGCAAAGCAAUAUGGUGAGAAGAACAUAAGUUUUCUGAUCGGUGAUGUUACUGACGCACAGGGUGCUUUCCAGUAUUUUGGGCUCAAAGAAAGUGAAGUGCCCCUCCUCUUCAUACAAGCAUCUACUGCAAAAUACAUCAAACCCACUGUGGAGCCUGAUCAAAUCUUACCCUGGUUGAAAGAGUACUCAGAUGGGACCUUAUUACCACAUGUUAAGUCAGAUCCAAUUCCAGUGGUCAACGACCAACCUGUUAAUGUUGUCGUCGCCGAUAAUCUUAAUGAUGUGGUUUUCAACUCUGGCAAAAAUGUGCUUCUUGAGUUUUAUGCACCGUGGUGUGGCCAUUGUCAAAAGCUGGCCCCAAUCUUGGACGAAGUUGCAGUUUCAUUGCAGAAUGAUGAAGAUGUGAUCAUUGCAAAGAUGGAUGCUACCACAAACGACAUACCACCAGAUUUCGCAGUCGAGGGCUACCCAACCAUGUAUUUCUACUCAUCUGCUGGAAACCUCCUAUCAUAUGAAGGUGGAAGAACCGCUGAGGAGAUCAUCAAUUUCAUCAAGAAGAACAAGGGCUCCAAACCUGGUGAAGGUGCGGUAGGGGAUGAUGCAGCAGAGACAGACGCCAUGGAGGAGCAAGAACUUGCACUAGAGUCUGUUAAAGACGAACUGUGAUCAAGGAGACUCGGGAGUUUCUCACCAUGAAGAAUGCUCAGCAUUGUUGCUGUUCAAAGGUCGAGAAGGCGUCUUAAGUAACAAUACGGUUUUAGCACACAGUUCAGUAAUUUUGUUUUUAGGACAAGAAGAUCUACCCACUGGCCCGUUGUAUCUUUUUCCAUAAUUUUGUUGUUGUAGCAUCAGGACUUUAUUGGGUUUUGGUGCAUCCAGGCUUUAGUUUAACACUGGAAGCGCAUCCAGGCUUUUAUUGGGUUUUGGUGAAUUAGUGACGAAAACGUUUAAGUGACUAACGUUUAAAUUA
This is a messenger RNA of Panicum hallii, 2020 nucleotides long. Its product is annotated as protein disulfide isomerase-like 1-3. Gene Ontology annotation, molecular function: protein disulfide isomerase activity. The record is from RefSeq and is a predicted model, not a curated record. The coding region runs from base 178 to 1716 and encodes 512 amino acids. NCBI's taxonomy places the organism in Eukaryota, Viridiplantae, Streptophyta, Magnoliopsida, Poales, Poaceae. Gene Ontology annotation, cellular component: endoplasmic reticulum. Gene Ontology annotation, biological process: response to endoplasmic reticulum stress; protein folding. The transcript is spliced from 11 exons.